AUGAACUGGGGUGUGUAUGAAGCACUUCUUACAGGUGUUAACAAGUUUUCUACAGAAUUUGGACGUCUUUGGCUUUCAAUUGUUUUUAUUUUUCGAUUUUUGGUGUACGCACUUACAGCCAGUCGGGUCUGGGGCGAUGAUCAGAAAGAAUUUAUCUGUAACACUCGUCAACCAGGAUGUACCAAUGUUUGCUAUGACUACUAUUUCCCUGUAUCCCACGUCCGCCUCUGGGCUCUUCAGUUGAUUCUUGUAACAUGUCCAUCUCUCCUGGUUGUUAUGCAUGUGGCUUACAGGGAGAACCGAGAAGAAAAACGAAGGGAAAAAUUAGGAAAGGACUGCGAGAAAAUUUACGUGAAUACUGCAAAGAAGAGAGGAGGACUGUGGUGGACCUAUCUCAUCAGUCUUUUUUUUAAGGCAUUAGUAGACUCUGUGUUUAUCUAUGUUUUUUAUCGGCUGUAUGAAAAUUUCUUUCUGACUCGAUUAGUGAAAUGCUCUAUUGAUCCUUGCCCUAACAUUGUGGAUUGCUUCAUAUCUAAGCCUUCAGAGAAAAAUAUCUUCACUCUGUUUAUGAUCAUCACCUCUGCUCUUUGCAUUCUCUUGAACCUUGUCGAGGCCACCUAUCUUAUUGGCAAGAAGUGCAAGGAAAUGAUACAUAGGAGCAAUAAUAUGACUCUACACGAGAGGAUUGUGAAAAGUAGCCAUGAGGACCAACAACACAAUAAUUGCAAGGAACAAAUUCAGAUUGGGAUACACUGUAAGAACUCAAAUAUUAAUAAAAUGAAGACAGACAAUAUUUCCAAGUAAAGUGCUUUAUAAUUAGUUGGUUAUGCUAAGAAUAUAAACAUUCCAUCAUGCAUUCUAUAACCCAGGGUUUUUAAACUAGACACAUUGUAACAAAUUAUUGUUAUUUAAGAAUGUUACUUUAUUUUUUUCUAAAUAACAUGGAUAAUUUUUUUUUUAUUUAUGUAAUAGACAAUUUAGCACCAAUAAUUUAGUUGCAUAGAGUUCAAGCUUUUACAGUUUGAUGCACACAUUUCACAUUAAUGCAAAUGGGUUUGAUGCUCAUCAGCCAUUGCAAUUAUUCUUUGGCUCUGUUACUUUAUCCUUACC
Xenopus laevis (African clawed frog) is the source of this 1110-nucleotide messenger RNA. RefSeq names its product gap junction beta-5 protein (gene gjb4.L). The record is from RefSeq and is a predicted model, not a curated record. Lineage: Eukaryota; Metazoa; Chordata; Amphibia; Anura; Pipidae. The transcript has a single exon. The coding region runs from base 1 to 804 and encodes 267 amino acids.